Molecule: messenger RNA, 1320 nt
Organism: Bacidia gigantensis
Lineage: Eukaryota; Fungi; Ascomycota; Lecanoromycetes; Lecanorales; Ramalinaceae
Exons: 1
Coding region: 1-1320 (439 amino acids)
Source: RefSeq, a predicted model, not a curated record
AUGGCAAACGUACUCGAGACAUCCCAGCUUCACCUCACAGUCCUCGACCUGCCACAACUUCACUCACGCCCUUCGUUUACUACCCUUCAACAAACGCUGGAUCACUUGAGGCUUGGUCCUUCAUCGUGGGAAUUGAAUGAAUCUGAGACAGUCAAAAGGCAAAAUAUUAGUGAACAGGGCAUACCAUCAUACCUCACCCGCCUAGUUGCCUCCUCUUUGACUUGGCUUCGUGAGGAAGAAAAGGAAGAAAUCUGGGAAGCAGCAAGCAAGAGAUUGUCAGAGAGAUCGGGCAGAGCAGCUAUGUCUACCAUUGAUAGGACCUUCAAGGUGCCCACGAAUGGAGCUUUCGAGCCUUACAUCAGUACAUCCUCAAAGCCCGUCGCGUGGCCUUCUCUACAAAUCAAAAUCAAGGAACCAGCUCUGAACGGUGAUCAACUGGGCAAUAAGACGUGGCUUGGGGCACAUAUCCUCGCGAAGAAGCUUCCAGAUGUCCUCCCAAGACAUUUCACCAGCAUCUCUACACCCAUAAAAUCGCGCCGUAGCCUCCAGGACAGCAAGACCAAACAUAUGAAUGGGGUCAACCACACCAACAAUAACAGCAACCAAAAGCCACUGAGAGUACUCGAGCUGGGCGCCGGCACCGGUCUCACAGGCCUCGCAUGCGCCGCUCUCUUCCCUCACACCACAAGCGUCCAUCUGACCGACCUGCCCUACACCGUCCCCAACCUCAAAACGAACAUCGCGACCAACGCGCGCCUCUUCACGGCAAGACAAGUAACAGCAGGUACGAUCGACUGGUCGCUGAUCCCGCCACCGACCUCAAUCCGCGCCAUCCCCCCUCAUCUCAGAAAACUAGUCAAGCCCCCUCUGAAGGAUAGCGAAAGAUACGACAUAAUACUAGCCGCAGACUCGCUCUACGCGCCCGAACACCCGGGGAUGCUCGCAAACACCAUCGUCGCGUACCUGCGCCUUCCUCCUCCUCCUCCUCCUUCCACCACCCCCACACCCACGACCAGCGCCGUAAUACCAAGCAAAGCAAAAGUCCUCACAUGCCUCCCCUUCCGCUCCAUGGACCGCGACUACCACGGGGACCUGCGCAAAGAACUCACACUACGGGGGUUGGAGGUGGUCGAGCAAGGCGAGGAAGAAGGCGUGGAGGACUGGCAGGAGUGGAAUACGGAAGGGCAGCUCUUGGUCAGGUGCUGGUGGGCUGUUUGGGGCUGGGCGGAAGGGGCGGAAGAGGCGGGGGAGAGAGUGGGGGUUGUGGAAGAGGGGCAGAAGGAGGGGGAAGGGUCGGUGGAAGGGGGGUGGAAGGGGUGA